Camellia sinensis is the source of this 717-nucleotide messenger RNA. The record is from RefSeq and is a predicted model, not a curated record. Lineage: Eukaryota; Viridiplantae; Streptophyta; Magnoliopsida; Ericales; Theaceae.
AUGGCAGUGGAUUCUGGUGGAAUUGAGGAAGGAUUGCUUUGCGUAUGGAGGCCUGAGGUAUUUGAUCUGAUUGACUGUUGCAGUAACCGAAAUUGUAUCAUACUCUCAGGUAAGAUGCAUCAGUUAAUUGAAUGUGUGGUUGUAAAUGUUUAUGCACCCAAUGAUAGGAGUAUGAGAAGGAAUUUAUGGAAAAUUUUGGGUAAUCUAAAGCUUAAGUUUUCCAAACCAUGGUGCAUUUGGGGUGAUUUUAAUGAAGUUAGAACAGUGGCUGAAAGAAAAUGUUGUAUUAGGAAGAAUGGUGGAAUGAAUGAGUUCAAUGAUUUUAUAAAUUCAUUGGAGUUAGUGGAUGUUCCAAUUAUUGGAAUGAGAGUAUUAUCUGACCACUGCCCAAUAUUACUAAUGGAGAAUAAGAGGGAUUGUGGGCCUAAACCAUUUAGAUUCCUCAAUGCUUGGGUUCUCCACCCCACCUUUUUGAUUAAGGUAAAAUUAGUUUGCGAUAGUACUCAGGUAGAUGAAUGGGCUGGGUACAGACUCAAGGUUAAACUGAAAUCCCUGAAGAAAGCACUGAAAGUACCGAAUAUUGAAGUGUUUGGGAAUGUUGAGCACAAGCUCAAAGAGGCAGAGGAUGCAACGCAUGCAUUAGACUUGGCUGCUGAGGUUAGGCCUUUGAAUGUUAUUGAAUUAUCAAGAAAAAGAGAGGUAAAAUGGGAGAUUUAG